Molecule: messenger RNA, 834 nt
Organism: Nicotiana tabacum (common tobacco)
Lineage: Eukaryota; Viridiplantae; Streptophyta; Magnoliopsida; Solanales; Solanaceae
Source: RefSeq, a predicted model, not a curated record
AUGCGAGGAUUGGAGAUUAGUUUUAAUGUUAGUAAUUCCGAGUUGGUAGCUAUUUUAAGAAGUAUGGGAGAUAUGGUGCGGUGGCCUAAAGAAAUGAAAUCAAACCCGAUCAAAAGAAAUCCAGAUUUCUGGUGUGAAUUUCACAACGAUCAUGGACAUAAAAUAACAGAUUGUAGGUUAUUACAAAGCGAAGUUGAUCAUUUGUUGAAGCAGGGUUAUUUAACUGACUUGUUCAGUGAUAAAGGUAGGCAAUCAUAUAUGAAGAAUAGACAAGAGCCUCCGAAACCUCCGUCUCCAAAUAGAACAGUCAAUGUGAUAAGUGGGGGAGAUGAGGUCAAUGUUGUGACAUAUACAACUGCAAAAAAGACGUCAAAACUCACGGUUACUCAUGGAAAGCGAAUUCGCCGCGUUUUGGAUGAAGACAGUAUAACAUUUGAUGAUGCAGAUGCGGAUGGUAGCUCCGUAAAUAUUAUUCUGCUAAGGGUGGUGAAUGAAAUGCAAGUUAGUGACAAGGUGGUACCAAAGGCACGAUCUUUGUCUGGAUUUGAUAAUUCAAGUGUUAUCACAAAAAGGGAAAUAGUUCUUACCACAUUUGAAGAGGGAGUUAUCAAGGAUACAAAAUUACAGGUGAUAGAUGCUGAUAUGGCCUAUAAUAUGAUUCUUGGAAGGCCAUGUAUUCAAGAUAUGGACGAUGUAUCGUCUACAUUGUAUCAAGUUAUUAAGUUUCCUUCACAAUGGGGGAUUCGACAAAUUCGUGGAGAUCAGCAGGCCUCUAAAAGUAUCAAUUCAGUGGCAAAUUCAAGCACAUCGAAUAAUGUGGCAGAUGAGAAAUAG